Salvia splendens (bonfire salvia) is the source of this 858-nucleotide messenger RNA. RefSeq lists its product as uncharacterized. NCBI's taxonomy places the organism in Eukaryota, Viridiplantae, Streptophyta, Magnoliopsida, Lamiales, Lamiaceae. The transcript has 3 exons. The coding region runs from base 1 to 858 and encodes 285 amino acids. The record is from RefSeq and is a predicted model, not a curated record.
AUGAAAGAUUUCAUAGCUGGAAAAUCUAAGGCUGAUGGGAAGAUUGUGAUCGGAGAGAGUGUGUCUGUUGUAAUCCAGAAGAAGAGAAUUCGUUCUAAGAGGACUGAUUCCGGGGUGUUCACUCUACCCAUCAUUAUUGGAGAUGUUAAAAUUGAGCAUGCUAUGUGUGAUCUGGGAGCUUCUAUUAAUGUGCUGCUUUUCUCAGUUUACAAGAAACUGGCUGGAAUCAGAUUAGUGGAUACAAAGGUAGUCAUCCAGCUCGCAGAUAGGUCAUAUUUUCAUGUGAUUCGAAUGAAUGAGUCUGAAGCCGGUGAGUCAAGCAGAGUAUUAUUGGGGAGGCCAUUUUUGCGUACAACAAAAACCAUAACUGAUAUAAGCGAUGACACAAUAUGCUUGGACUACAACGGGGAGAAAUUCACCUUUAAUAUUGAUGAAACUAUGAAGAAACCAUUGGAUUUCGAAAAUCUGCAUUCUUUGGAUGAGCAACUUGCAGCUGCUGAACUGAGCGACUCGAUUGAAGAUGAAGUCGCCGAGUGGUGUGAGACACUAAUGACACAGGACUUGACCGAUGAAGAAAUAAAUGAUGCAAUAAUGGGGUUUUGUCAGAAGCCAAGUUCUACUGGAUCAAGUGACCGAUCCCAACUGAGCAGUCUGGAGAAAUUACCUGAUUUUGGAGAACUUGCAGCGAAAAACAUGGAAAAGAACCCACUACCUCAAGAGGCGAUCUCGCCUAAGAAGGAGUUGAAGACACUACCCCUAGAUUUGAAAUACGCUUAUCUGGGAGAUGAAGAGAUAUUUCCAGUAAUCAUCAACAACUGGUUGACUAAGAACAAGAAGAGGAAGUGCUGGAAGUGUUGA